Messenger RNA from Closterium sp. NIES-65, 810 nucleotides. Lineage: Eukaryota; Viridiplantae; Streptophyta; Zygnematophyceae; Desmidiales; Closteriaceae. The record is from the annotation of a GenBank genome assembly.
AUGGAUGGUAGGAAACAAGGGCAGGGAGGGGAGGAAGCAAUGGGUGAGGGGAAAACAAGGGAGGGGCAGAGGGGGAGGGCAGGGAGGGAAGAAACGUGGGGCAGGGAGGGGAGAAGCCAAAGACAGGGGCAUGGGCAGGCGGGGGCAGGGAGGGAGCAAAGGAGAGGCACGGAGAAAGAAAGGGAGGCGCGGGGAGGGGAGAAACCGGGCGUGGGGGGGCGGAAAACGAGGGGCAGGGCGGGGAGGAGGGAGGGGCAGGGAGGGGAGAAGCUGAGCACACAGAGGGGGGAAAGGUGGGGCAGGGAGGUAGGAAGCCAAGGGCAAGGGGGGGGAGAGUGGGGGGGCAGGGAGAGGGGGGAGGGUGGGGGCGGAGAAAGGCGGCGAGGGGCAGGGAGGGGAGAAACCAAGCAUAGGGGGGGCGAGAUACGAGGGGCAGGGUGCGGAUUGAGGAGGGGCAGGGAGUGGAGUGGGUCGGCGAGGGGAAGGAAGAGGCGUGCAGCAGAGGAGGGGAGGGGGGAGGAGAAGGUAAGCGAGGGGAGCGCACGGGCGGGGAGGAGCGAAUGGCGGGCGGUGGGAAACGGCGAGGGGGGCAGGGAGGGUCAAAAGAGGCGGCAAGGGAGCGGGCACGCGGAGGGUAGGGGCGGGGGGAGCGGAUGGCAUGAGGGGGCAGGGGGUGUGACUAUGAAGGGGGGACCCGGGCAAGGGGUGUGUACCGGUCGGGGCACGGGGUUGACGUGUGGGACUGGUGCGGGCAUCCACCCGUCGUCGGACCUCCCUAACUGCCGCACCGCAUGCUGGAUCAUGCAUUGA